Messenger RNA from Dreissena polymorpha, 1870 nucleotides. RefSeq names its product tripartite motif-containing protein 45-like. Gene Ontology annotation, cellular component: chromatin; nucleoplasm. Bases 51 to 1760 code for a protein of 569 amino acids. Gene Ontology annotation, molecular function: zinc ion binding; ubiquitin-protein transferase activity; protein binding. The transcript has 3 exons. Lineage: Eukaryota; Metazoa; Mollusca; Bivalvia; Myida; Dreissenidae. Gene Ontology annotation, biological process: positive regulation of DNA-templated transcription. The record is from RefSeq and is a predicted model, not a curated record.
UCUGUUUAGACAUAUGGAAAUCGAAAGUGGUUUUAUGAAGAAGUCAUAAAAUGGCGUCUUACUUAAAAACAUCAAAUCAAAAGGGAUCAGAUGUUUGUUACGACGUAUGUUGUUCUGUUUGCGAAGAGGAUGGCAUAAAUAAUGAAGGACUGUUUCAUUGUAAAAUAUGUUUAAAAACAUACUGCGACAACUGCGUGAAAAUGCACAAAAAGCUACAUAAGGAUCAUGCAGUGUCAUCGAAAUCUGACGGUCACAGCUGGUAUGCUGCGAAAACAGUUGAUGAUACUAUGGAUUUAUGUGAGGAGCACACGACUGAGAAACUAACGAUGUUCUGUGAAGAUCAUGAACAGUUGCUAUGUAAUUUAUGUCUCCUUCUGAGUCACAGGCAAUGCAGUAAGGUGUUUACAUUGGCUGAACAGGCCAAAUCAAACCCACAACGUAUACCCCUUGUUCAAGUGACGAAAGGAAUAGAAAAGUCGCAGAAGCGUUUAAAGGAUAUGGUGGACAGAGGAAAAGAUAACAUAAAAUCACUUAAAGCUUCUUACGAACAAAUUUGUGAAGAAAUACUUGAUGAACGUCGACAGAUCAACGAGAAUCUUGACCGACUUCAGCAAAACACCAUAAGAGAAUUGCAAUCAAUUCACGAGCGCUUAAAUAAUUCCAUUGAAGAUGACACCAAGCGAUGCUUAGAAUGUAUUUCAAAGUUAAAGAUAUAUGGCGCUAAGCUCAAAGACAAUAUUCUACCUGAACGAACGUUUAUUACGUUAAGAAAAUGUAUUGAUCAAACUGCUGCAGCAGAUUCACUCCUAAAAAGCAUGAUCAAGAAUGAUGGAACUGAUAUUAAAUUCCAGCCUAACCGUGAAUUGAUUCAAUGUCAUGCAGACUGCACUGAUCUUGGGAAAAUCAUCAUAGGCGAGCCACAACAUAACGUUGAUCCAAACAAGAUUGUCAGCAUCGAGGAAAAGUCAGAAUAUAAUGUUCGAACAGCUACUGAUAAAUCCUCAUGUGGGAUUACGGGUAUAUGUACGACUUCCAACGGGGAUAUCAUCAUUGCUGACUGGUACAAUAAUUGUGUGAAACUCCUUAAUCAAGCGUACAAGGUGAUUGAUCAAGUUCAGCUUCCUACUUAUCCGAGGUCCACGUGUAGCAUUUCCUCAGUCGAGAUUGCGGUGACUGUUAGCAGAAAUUAUGCCGAUGCUCUUAACGGGAUUCAUUUCUUACGGGUAGAUGGCGGAAAGAUUAUACGCAAACAGGUUCUAAAAAUGAAUCAUGUCUGUUUUGGAAUUGCGCAUGUCGAUGCAGAAGUAUUUGUGACUUCCGGUACUGCGUUGUACGAAUACACAAUGGACGGACGGUUAGUUAAGAAGUUAUACGAAGAUAGUACUGGACAAGCCCGAGUUGUAGGUGUUGCGGUGAGUCCUGAUGGGAAGAUGAUCUAUGUGACGGACUUAAUUAAUGGCAUGCUUCGCACGCUGACCAGGGAUGGAACAGUCACAGCUACGUUCCAGGAUCCCGCAUUCAAACAUGGCAUGCUUACUAAUAACAUACAUGUGGCAGCCACAGGGCAGGUUUUCGUCUUUGGUGACAACUCCAUAAGUCAAGUGGAUACAGUCGGCAAGACAAUCCUCAAUACCAUCUCUGUUAACAUUGCAAAUCCUGCAUCUGUCUACUUUAAUGAAGUAACGAGAAAACUAAUAGUUGGAUUUUGGGACCACGACAACAUCAAUGAGUUCAAAACAAAAACAGUUCCGACUUUUUAAUUGACAAAAAGCAAAUAAAGAAAGUAAUUACAGCAUAACGUAAUUUAUACUAUUAUUCUUUUAUUAACCGAAUUUCUAUUUCAAUAAAUAAAGAAGCUUUUAUGAUUAAA